This is a messenger RNA of Lactuca sativa (garden lettuce), 1696 nucleotides long. RefSeq names its product beta-glucuronosyltransferase GlcAT14B. The record is from RefSeq and is a predicted model, not a curated record. Gene Ontology annotation, molecular function: glucuronosyltransferase activity. Lineage: Eukaryota; Viridiplantae; Streptophyta; Magnoliopsida; Asterales; Asteraceae. Gene Ontology annotation, cellular component: membrane.
UACACGUUUUCUCGAAUCAACCACACACACCCCCAAAUCACUCAACUCUCACUCCCAUUCCAAUGCACAAACAAAUUCCGAACACAUCGUCAUUGAUAACAGGCGUUAUCUUCAAUUGAUUGACUUCAUUUUCCCCAAAUUUCACGAUCAGCAACUGUUUUCUUCACAAUUUUGAUACAGUUAUGAAGAAAUUGAGGAGCUAUUACAUGCAUUUGAAACAUCAACACACAAUAGAGCGCAAAUGGAUCUACCCUUUAGCUGUUGGUUCAAUCAUUUCGCUUUUUCUCCUCUUCUUAGCAACCCUAAGUUCACCGGACGGCACCCCUCUCCUCCCCCUCUACCGCUACUACGCCUCCGCUCCGGCGUCCGUGUUUGUAGAGGACAAGCUCCGUUCCCUUCCGGUUUCUACUCUUCCUCCUCCGCCUCGCUUUGCGUACCUCAUUUCCGGUUCCAAACACGACGGUGCUAUGCUGAAACGGACUCUUCUCGCCCUUUACCAUCCGAUUAAUCGGUAUGUUAUCCACUUAGAUGCCGAAUCAUCCCCUGAGGAGCGGCUUGAGUUGCAUCAGUUUGUGAAGAACCAUCCUGUUUUCAUGAAAUUCGGAAAUGUGGUGAUGAUCACAAAAGCGAAUCUCGUAACAUACCGUGGGCCAACCAUGGUGGCGAAUACGCUUCACGCGGCGGCGAUUUUGUUGAAAGAAGGUGGACAUUGGGAUUGGUUUAUCAAUCUCAGCGCCUCUGAUUAUCCCCUAGUUACUCAAGAUGAUCUUCUUCAUACAUUCUCUUACUUACCAAGGGAUCUUAAUUUUCUUGAUCAUACAAGUAAACUUCGAUGGAAAGAGUCUCACAGAGCUAAGCCUGUUAUAGUUGAUCCGGGGUUGUAUAUGACCAAAAAAUCUGAUGUUUUUUGGAUCACACAAAGAAGAAGUGUUCCUACAUCAUUCAAAUUAUUUACAGGAUCCGCAUGGAUGGUUUUAUCACGCCCAUUUAUCGAUUUCUGUAUAUGGGGAUGGGACAAUUUACCACGAACUACCCUUAUGUACUACACAAACUUCAUCUCUUCACCCGAAGGCUAUUUCCACACAGUUGUAUGCAACUCUCAACAAUUUCAAAACACAACAGUUAAUAGUGACCUCCAUUUCAUCUCGUGGGAUAAUCCUCCGAAGCAACACCCACACUACCUUACCGUAGACCACAUGCAAAAAAUGAUAGACAGCAAUGCCCCUUUUGCCCGAAAGUUUCAUCAAGAUGACCCGGUUCUUGACCGGAUUGACUCGGAGUUGCUUGACCGGGUGGGCCCGGAUGUGAUUGUUCCGGGCGGGUGGUGUGUUGGGGAUCGGGUAAAUGGGUCGGACCCGUGUUUGGUUGUGGGUGAUGUUAUGGUUCUUAGACCGGGUUUAGGGGCGAAACGGGUCGGGGAGUUUAUUAGUUCGCUUUUGUCGAGGGGGAGGUUUAGAGGAAAGCAAUGUAAGUAGGGGUAAUUUGGUAAAUAAUGAUUUUUGUAAAUAGUUGAAGUUGGAGUUGGAAAAUUAGUGGGUGUAGAGGUUGGAUUUGAUAGAAAAAAGAGGUGAAUAGAUAAUAUUUGAAAGAUAAAGAAAAUGUACAAAGUAUGUUGUUAUUUCUUGUAAUUUGUGAUGAGUGUCACGACUGUAACACAUUUUGUUAUAUAACAAUACACGAGGAGUAUGUUAAGAUA